This is a messenger RNA of Periophthalmus magnuspinnatus, 1227 nucleotides long. It is a transcript of the gene slc30a2, whose product is annotated as solute carrier family 30 member 2. Gene Ontology annotation, biological process: zinc ion transmembrane transport; response to zinc ion. The coding region runs from base 1 to 1227 and encodes 408 amino acids. NCBI's taxonomy places the organism in Eukaryota, Metazoa, Chordata, Actinopteri, Gobiiformes, Gobiidae. The record is from RefSeq and is a predicted model, not a curated record. Gene Ontology annotation, cellular component: plasma membrane. The transcript is spliced from 8 exons. Gene Ontology annotation, molecular function: zinc ion transmembrane transporter activity.
AUGGAAAAGGAAACAAACGGAACAGAGAAGUCUCAUCUGAUCCAUGAAAAAACCGCUAAAAUGUACUCCCUCAAACUGCAAAGCUCCUUUCCGGACACUAAGGCAGAGUUUGGGGACUUCUCUCUGUCGAAUGGGGCAAUGGAGCUGAAGCAGCAGGUGCAGCAGGUGCAGAGUCACUGUCACCGUCACCUCUCACGCACAGGCGACACCUCGGACAAACUCCAGGCCAAAAACAAACUGGUGAUCGCCUCGGGGGUGUGCCUGGUCUUCAUGAUCGGGGAGGUCAUAGGGGGGUACCUGGCGCACAGCUUGGCCAUCAUGACAGACGCAGCUCACCUGCUCACGGACUUCGGCAGUAUGAUGGUGUCUCUGUUCUCCCUGUGGAUCUCGUCCAGAGCACCCACCAAGACUGUCACCUACGGGUGGCACCGCUCAGAGAUCCUGGGGGCCUUUAUAUCGGUGGUGUCGAUCUGGGUGGUGACUGGAGCACUGGUGUACUUGGCCAUCGAGAGAAUCGUGAGAAACGACUAUGACAUAAAUGGACAUGUGAUGCUGGUGACCUCUGGCUGCGCCGUCAUCGUCAACAUCAUUAUGGCGUACAUCCUGCACCACUCCACCUCCUUCCAUGCGCAUGGCUCCGGGUAUCACCAGAUCGAUGAGAACGGCCAGAGCCCCACCCCCGCACACACGGGGCAUGCCCCCUCGCUGCUAGGAGGACACGCCCCCUCUCUGCUGAGUGGUCACAGUAACACAAGUGUCCGUGCCGCCUUCAUCCACGUGUUAGGAGAUCUGCUGCAGAGUAUUGGCGUCAUGGUGGCCGCCAUCAUCAUCUAUUUCAGGCCGGAGUAUAAAGUAGCGGACCCUAUCUGCACAUUUCUGUUCUCCGCCUUCGUCCUGUGCACCACCAUCACCAUCCUCCGAGACGUGUUCAGGAUCCUCAUGGAAGGUUGUCCAAAGGAGAUCCAGUUUAAGUCGGUGAAGGAGGUUCUCCUGUCCGUGUCGUCAGUGAAAUCUGUGCACUGUCUGCACCUGUGGGCCCUGAGCGUGGGCCACAGUCUGAUAUCUGUGCAUCUCGCUAUAGAUGAAGGGGGAGACCCUCAGUCCGUCCUGAACGAGGCCACAGAUUUGCUCCACCACAAGUUUGGCUUCAGCAGCUCCACUGUCCAAGUGGAGACCUACAGCCAAGACAUGGACCACUGCAAAGACUGUCAGGACCCCCAGGACUGA